Molecule: messenger RNA, 1171 nt
Organism: Rhinopithecus roxellana (golden snub-nosed monkey)
Lineage: Eukaryota; Metazoa; Chordata; Mammalia; Primates; Cercopithecidae
Gene: NPIPB6
Product: nuclear pore complex interacting protein family member B6
Exons: 6
Coding region: 286-825 (179 amino acids)
Cellular component (GO): nucleoplasm
Source: RefSeq, a predicted model, not a curated record
GUGAUCCACCCACCUCGGCCUCCCAAAGUGCUGGGAUUACAGGCAUGAGCCACCGCGCCUGGCAGUCAUUCUUAAAUUAUUAUUUCCUAGGUGUCUUUCCUCAAGAUUGUCUUAAAGUUACAAAAUGUACAUGACAGAUCCACGGAUGUACAGCGGAGAGCCUGGAGGUCCAAUAGCCGUAGGCAAGAAGGGCUGAGGUCCACUUGUACACACACAAAGAAAAGGGUUUCUUCCUUUCCGGGAAUUAAAAUUGCCCUGGAAGACCUCUUUACUUCACGGAGCUUUAUGGAAGCCAGAGUUCGAGCUGAAGUCCAUAAGGUGACAACGAAGGUCAACAGUCAUUACCAAAUCAAUGGACAGAGGAAGACUACCGAGAAAUUGAAGCUGAGAAUGAAAGAACGUGAGCCAGCAGAAAAGGAGAAGCAGCUAUCAGAGGCAGAGGAAAAUGGGAAAUUGGUUAUGAAAAAAAUACGUACCUACAAGGAAUCGUUUCAAGGCGCGCAAGAGUUGCAGUGGCGGGCAGAGGACUCCUACAGACGCAAAAUCGCCCCUUCUGCAAGAAAGGCUCUUGACAACCAGGUAAGUUUGUUUGUUUUGCUUGCUUUUGGACAUAGUCUGCCAGGUCAGAACGUGGAUGUAUUUUUCUCCCCACAGCUCUUUGCUCAAACCUUGCAGUGGGAGAUGGCCGAGAGGAAGGCUUACAAGCAGCACGGGUGUGAAAUGAGGGAAAAGCAGAGAAUGCCAGAGAGACACAUGAGUGAGGAGUCAGUCCAGGAACGACCGGGCCUAAAGAACCCUUUCUGGAGAGGUAGGAGCUCGCUGUGAAGGCAGCUGCUUAAUUUCUGCUACACAAUCCACACACCCUGCUUCUCCUUUUGGGGGUGAGGGCUCGGGUGGGGUAAUUGUUAUGUUUCCUGGAAACAAUUCCAAGCACUUACAAAGAGAACAGUUGUCCUGCUAGGUGGUAGGACCCUAUUUAUCUCAGGUGCCCUAGCUGAAUGGCUCUUGGCUGGUCCCCUGUGAAUGGUGCAGCUCAGGCCGCUCCACCGACUGUGGACAUUGCCCCACCCUGAUGUCUUGGUUACUUUUAACUGAGGAGAUGAGCCUAGAAGGCAAAUGGGCCAGCUCCCUUUUCCACCUUGACUCAGUGUGAAGGCUUUAUUUUUCUUUC